Molecule: messenger RNA, 2763 nt
Organism: Diabrotica virgifera virgifera (western corn rootworm)
Lineage: Eukaryota; Metazoa; Arthropoda; Insecta; Coleoptera; Chrysomelidae
Product: band 4.1-like protein 4
Exons: 1
Coding region: 155-2326 (723 amino acids)
Cellular component (GO): cytoskeleton
Source: RefSeq, a predicted model, not a curated record
CGCUGAACCACAGUACCACUAGUGAACUCCACAAGAGUCAUUGCCCUUCGUAGACUACCAAUAUACAAGGCUAAGCGUAAUUGGAAAUAUGAACUUGGUCUUAAACGUAAGACAUUAGUCAUAACGUGUGUCUAACUCUUUGUUAAGUGAAAUAAUGGACUGUUUUUGUUCGAAAGUGUACUCAGUGCAUUGUAAAAUAGUGUUUUUGGAUGAAACAGAAUUGGUGCACGAGCUUCAAAACAACAGCAAUGGACAAGCGCUUCUGGAUGUCGUCUUCCGUCACUUGAACCUCCUGGAAACAGCAUACUUCGGACUACGGUACUUGGACCCACAUGGACAAACCCACUGGCUGGAUCCAACCAAGAAACUCAACAAGCAAAUCAAAGGAGCAGAUCCGUACACUCUUUACUUCGGUGUCAAGUUCUACGCUGCCGACCCUUGUAAGUUGUUAGAAGAAAUUACUAGAUAUCAGUUCUUUUUACAAAUCAAACAAGAUAUUUUGCAAGGUAGGCUUUUGGUUCCGUUUGAACUUGCUGCUGAGUUAGGUGCUUAUAUUUUGCAAUCUGAGCUAGGAGAUUAUGACCCCAGAAGACAUAAUACGGGGUAUGUAUCAGAAUUUAGAUUUUUACCAAACCAAAGUGUCGAACUUGAGAUGCGAAUCACUGAACUACACCAGACUUUAGUAGGCCAGAUGCCCUCACAAGCAGAACUCAACUAUUUAGAUAAAGUUAAGUGGUUAGAAAAUUACGGUGUAGAUUUGCACCCCGUAUUAGGCGAAGACCAUGUAGAAUACUUCUUAGGUUUAACUCCUAGUGGUAUCAUAGUACUAAGAAACAAAAACACAGUAGGAAACUAUUACUGGCCUAGAAUCACCAAAAUAUACUUCAAAGGAAGGUACUUUAUGCUGAGAGUAACAGACAAAAACGAUGAUGAGUGUACGUAUGGAUUCGAAACGCCUUCUAAGUCAGCUUGCAAACAUUUGUGGAAAUGUUGUAUAGAACAUCAUUCUUUCUUUCGCCUAGUACAAGUUGCACCAACCAGUCCAGACAUAUUUGCUUUAGGUUCUCGAUUUAGGUAUAGUGGAAGAACUGAAAAACAAGCUGUACGAGACGCUCAAAUGAAACUUCGACAACCUCCUUCGUUUUCUCGAAGACCAUCGAGAAAAUAUUCUAGAAGAAACCAGGUUGCCAAUGAAACAUUCUCGGAACCACCUAGAGUGAACCACCAACAAGAAAUCAAACACAUUUCUUUGCCAUUGCCUGUGGAAAGUUUUGAAGGUAACUAUAAUUCUACUAUUAAUAGUUCUGUUAAUGUCAAAAAGUUUGAUUCUCCGAGGAGUACCAGAAGUGCUCCUUGGUCGCAGCCACAUUCUAAAGGUCUAUAUAAUAAUUCUGCACCUGCUAGUCCGAGGUCAGUGCGAUCUGCAAGGUUUAGGUCUUCGUCAGUAGAUAGUCAAAGCUCCAAUGAUUCUAGAAAUUGUAAAAAACGAAAGCAUAGAAGUCGAACGUCGGACAAUGAAAGUGAGCACUCCAAUCGUUCUUCCAGAUCUAGAAGAAAACACAGAAGGAGGAAAUCUAGAAGUAACAAAAAGGAUUCUGGUUCUGAGUAUGACCAGAAAUAUUCUGAUUCUAGAUCUAGAAGUAAGGCUGAUAAUUACUACGAAUUAGUAGAUUCUGGUUUGCAAUGGCAAGAAGUCCAAAGAACGGUUGCUGCUAAUGAUAAUAGUUAUAACAGUAUCCAAAAAGCGAAUGUUGUUAGCAGUAAAAGAAGCCAGGAAAUCCGGUCGAACCCACCCAACUAUAAUAGCACAGGUAGAAGGAAUAGACACAGGAAGCAUAGGUCAAGAUCAAGAUCACCAUCAGAACCAAAAUGGCUUUCGAACGAACUAAAGAAACAUCUCGAGUUUGAUUUGGUGGAAACUACUGGUAUGAGUGACCUUCAACUCAAAGAAAUCCCUUAUACAGUCGUGCAAACUAAUUACAGCAAGCAUGUAAAACUAAGGCCGUCAAAUUCUUCAAGAAGCGAUGAUAAAAGCACGAUAUCAUCUCAUUCUCAGCAACCUGCUCAUUAUCACCACCACUUAAAUAGUUAUAUGAAUGAAGCUCUUACUAAUUUCUCAUAUCCUGACAAAGAUAGCAAUAGUAAUAGUCUGGUAGGACUUCCGGAGCCAUUGAAGCCAUCGAGUUAUUACGGUGGUAAUGGGUACAACGGAUAUGGUUCUGUGAAAGAGAAUUUUGUGAAUAUGAGUAGAAAUUAUCACGAACAUUCGGAUUCUGGUGUAGGGGUCGACCAAGAGUGUGAUGGUAAAAAACCAAACUUAAAAUAGUUUUAUUGUUGGUAAGUUAUUUAUUUUAAGGAGACGUUUUUAAUUUGUUGUGUUAUAUUCGUAUUUUUUAUUCAUUAAUUCAUUCAUUUGUUGUGUUAUGUUCGUAUUUUUUAUUCAUUCAUAAUGUCAUUAGUGAAGGAACAGUAACAAAUAUUAAAUUUAAAUAUUUUUGUAUACACGGUGUCAAAAAAGGUAACACCGUCUCUAGGAUAGGUGAAACACUGAAAAAUAAUUGGGGUUUGCUUAGUAAAAAAUUUUUGUAACGCCAUACGUCUUUCAGAUACAGGGUGUUGAAGAAAAAAAAUACACAUUCUUUACGAUUUUACCGAAACUACUGGCAACAUUGUAAUGAAAUUUGGUUAGUUUUAAGAAGUAUUCAUUUUGCAUUUUUUGACAUACAAUUAAGAAUUUUAUAUUCACCAUUGGCGCGCAUACGG